Carassius auratus (goldfish) is the source of this 2334-nucleotide messenger RNA. RefSeq names its product growth/differentiation factor 9-like. Gene Ontology annotation, molecular function: cytokine activity; growth factor activity. Lineage: Eukaryota; Metazoa; Chordata; Actinopteri; Cypriniformes; Cyprinidae. The coding region runs from base 386 to 1669 and encodes 427 amino acids. Gene Ontology annotation, cellular component: extracellular region. The record is from RefSeq and is a predicted model, not a curated record. The transcript is spliced from 2 exons.
CCCCUGCCCCAAAUAAAUGUUCUGUGAAAGCCUUUAAAUGUGUUUUAUUAUCACUUUAUAUAGAUCAGAUGUCCUCGUGACGCUCUCAAUUAUUACUGACACGCAGAAAAUAACUAUUUCUUUUGUUAACCAUAUUAACUACGUAACUUGAGUUUAAACUAGACUCGUCCGAGCUCAUCGACAGCAAAUCUAAAAGAAAUGUCGCGUUGUUUGAGACGCGUAAAACCAAAAUGCAAUAAAAUUCGGUGGAUGUUUAUACCGGCUUUUCCUGUCCCCACCCCAAAAAAGCACCUCGUCCUGAUUGCGCACACCUGUCUGUAAGGUAAGGGCGACGGAAGCGAGGUUCGGCCGGAGACUCUGAACUCUUCUCCAGAUUAUAUUUAUUAUGGCGACGCCUGUUUUUAAAUGUGGCGCGCGCUGCUCCCUGCUCACAUCCUUCAUGGUGCUCGCGCUUAUCCGCCUGUCGCUUACAUCACGCUACAGCUUUGAAAACGAGUCUGUCGAGCCCGACGUGUCCAUGCACCAUGGGAAUAUCCUGAGCCCUUUGCUGAAGGCUCUAUCAGAGCAGAACCCAUGGGGAGACUUCACACCACGAGCCAAACCGGACUCCAGAUAUGUGCGCUACAUGAAGAGACUCUAUAAACUAUCAUCCAAACCGGACAGGAGUCCCGAGGCCUCUCACCUGUACAACACUGCCCGCCUGAUCACGCCUCGAGAGGAGUGUCUCGAGCAGAACCGAGAGCUCUUCAUGCAGGACAUCUCCUACAGUCUGACUCGAGUGAGGUCUCAGGAGCAGCUGCUGAAGUCGGUCCUGCUUUACUCUUUCGACCACAACCACAUCGCCUCCUUCACAUCGCUCUGCUAUCUCGACGUGAAAGAGCAGAAGCCCUCGAAGGAUCAGAUGUGUUCUCCUCACUUCGGCACGCAGCAGUCGGUCCCUCUUCUCAGCUUCCGCGUCCACACUGACAGAAGAGUCCGCCGCCGCUGGGUGGAGCUCGACGUGACCUCCUUCCUCCAUCCUCUCAUCCAAGCCCAUAAGAAAGACAUCCAUCUGCUCAUAAACCUGACAUGCGUUGAAGACAAGAUCCCUAGACCCGGAGGCCGGGUUCAUAAGAGCCCGGUGGAGUUAACUCACAGAUCUCCGUCUCUUCUUCUGUACCUCAAUGACACCAGCGAGGUUGCGUACCAGAGAAGAGCCUCAGGAGGCCGGAUGGUAGACCUGAUGUCGAACCAAUGGGAUGGAAAGUCUACAUGGUGGGAUUCAGUUUCACGAAAGAAACGAGGCACGUUAAAAAGCACCAGCUCGCCGGAAACCAGCACGCCCAAACUCGUCCCAAUGUACGACUUCCCCACGGAUGACUGUGACUUGCACGAUUUCAAAGUGAGCUUCAAUCAGCUCAAACUGGAUCACUGGAUCAUAGCGCCUCACAAAUACAACCCGAGGUACUGUAAGGGGUCUUGUCCGAGAGCUGUGGGAUAUAUUUACGGGUCUCCGGUGCACACGAUGGUUCAGAACCUCAUUUACGAGAAGCUGGACUCCUCUGUGCCUAGACCUUCAUGUGUGCCUUCAGAAUAUAAUCCGUUAAGUGUUUUGACCAUUGAGAACGACGGCUCCAUCGCUUACAAGGAGUACGAGGAAAUGAUUGCUACCAAAUGCACCUGUCGAUAAGAGGUUUUUUUGUGAUGCAUUGCUUUGUAAAUCACUGACCUGUUUUUUUUUUUUUUGCACUGGCCAUUCUUAUAAUGAAGAUGAUUAAUGACUCGAAAACGUUUCAGAUAAUGCACGGCGAUGUUUUGUUUAACAUUACCUUUUUUUUUUUAUCUGAUUCAGUAAUGCUUAGAAUAUAUUUUGUUGUUUACUUAAACACUUUUUUUCUUCUUCUGUAUAAUAGUUAUAUAUUGGGGUGUUUAAUUGACUUAAAGGAUUUUUUUUUUUUUUUUUUUUUUCCAGUUAUGUUAUUUUAAGUUUAGUCCUUUAGGUUGGUGGUCUUGUCUCGCACUCUCUAUUCCUUAAAUAAGAAUGGCAAGAUUUUAACACUUCUAGUUCUGGACAGAAUAUAAAAAGUGUAGUUCUAUUGUCUUAUCAGAACCCUUUUACAUUGUUUUUUUUAAAACCUGGGAAUUGUAGACGGUUGUCUCGUGGGCAACCUCUCUCUUCUUCGUGUCCAGAAAAUAAGUUGCCUUAACUGUGGGCAACUUGAUGUGUGUUUAUAAAGAAAGUAAUAGAUUAGGAUGUGUGUCACAUGACUAUUUAUGUCAUUUAUGUCUGUGUAAUUUGGUCAGGCUGGCUUUGGUUUCACAAAAAAAUGCUAAGAUAAAAAAAUCCCAUAUGAA